AUGGUGAACGUCUACGAUCCCUACGUCUCUAUUCCGUCCAAGGAAGGCUACUGCGUGCAGAUCUUCUACAAACUGACGGCACUGCUGGAGAGGCAGGUGAAGAGAGCCGCCGAGGCCGACAAGCGCCUGGAGCGCUUGGAGAGGCUCCUAACCGGGGAGCCCUCCGCGGGGACGGACUCGGCAUCGACGUGCGACGACCGUGCCGAGUGCAGUGUGCCCGACAGUGGUUCAGGAGCGGUGAGCCGCAGGCUGGAGGACUUUGAGCUGACGCUCAAACACGCCGUGAACAGUGCCAGCUCCACGGCGGUCGCUGGGAGCCGCGUCACCGCUGCUGACGGUGCUGCAGUGCCUGGAGACCCUGCCCGUGGUUCACCAGCUCGCAGUGGCCAGCGAGAGCAGCACGAGCGGGACGCACAGCGAGUGAAGAACGGACACCUCAACAGUAUCGGCACCCGCCCGACGGCUGAUCGGCCAGUGGCGACCUCUGCAGCGACGAAAGUACGCGACUCACCGGUGGUGGCGCCAGUAACGGUAGCCGCCGGCACCGCCGUGUUGCCGCCGCCGGCGGACACGGGCCAAGCCGGGCACACUGCGCUUCAGCCCGCCGAGCUGAGUGACGCUGCUGACGUCCACGGAGCCUGCCCGCCGCCGGCGGGAGGCUGGCCAGCGCAGACCAUGGACGGCGAGGCAGCCCCUGACAACGCCGUGUCAUCGCCGCAGGCGGACACGGGCCGCACCGGCAGUACUGCAGCGCAGCCGACUGAGCCGGUCGGAGCUACCGCAUCCUACGGAGCCUCACCGCCGCCGGCCGGAGGCAUCCCAACUUGGAGCACGGACCGAGUGUACCGAGCCUCGCCGCCGCCGGCGGGAGGCCGAUCGGUUGCCACCGGCGCCGCCGUGUCGUUGCCAUCGGCAGACACGGGCCGAGGAGCCGGGCCCGCCGGCGGACACGGGCCGAGUCGGGCGUACCGCGGCGCUGUCUACGGAGCCGGACGGAGUUACUGGAGCGUACAGAGCCUCGCCGCCGCCGGCGGGAGUCUACAAACGCGGACCGGCGACGGAAACAAAACCGCUGGUGACGCCGUGUUGCCGCCGCCGGCGGACACGGACCAGCCCGGGGGCACUGCGGCGCAGCCCGCAGGCCCGGCCGGAGCCGCUGAAGCCUACGGAGCCUCGCCGCCGCCGGUGGGAGGCAUCCCAACGCCGAGCACGGGCCAAGGUGCAGCGGCCGGCCCCGCCGUGUCGUCGCCGCCGGCGGACACCGGCCAGAUUGAGUCCACCGCAGGGCAGUCUAGCAGGCCAGCCGACACCCACGGGGCCUCGCCGCCGCCGGCGGGAGGCCUACAAACGCUGAGCACGGGCCCAGGUGCAGCUGCCGGCCCCGCCGUGUCACCGCCGCCGGCGGACACCGGCCAAACCGACUGUUCCGUGACACAGCCCACCGUACCCGGUGAGACUGAUGACGCCUACGGAGCCUCGCCGCCGCUGGUGGGAGGCCCGCCGACGCAACGCAGGGACAGAGAAGAGGUCGUCAGUGACGCCGUGUCGCCGCCGGAGGCGGACAUGGGACAGACCGACUGUGCUGAGGAUGACGCGUGUCUGGCGCCGCUCGUGGGCCCGGUUCAGUGGAUGGCCGGAGACGCCGCUGGCUGUGAUCCGUGGCCGCCACCCGACACCGGAGCGCCGCCUACCGGUGACCUCCCGGGCGACAACGGGCGCGCCCGCUGCGGACGCCGGAACAAGCGCCCGCCGCCAUGGGUCGCAGCAGUCAUGUGUGCCAGCCCCGAUCGUUUGCUCGUUCGUUGGGGUGCGACCUCGUAUGAGGAGUGA
Molecule: messenger RNA, 1830 nt
Organism: Amphibalanus amphitrite
Lineage: Eukaryota; Metazoa; Arthropoda; Thecostraca; Balanomorpha; Balanidae
Product: skin secretory protein xP2-like
Exons: 5
Coding region: 1-1830 (609 amino acids)
Source: RefSeq, a predicted model, not a curated record